This is a messenger RNA of Lactuca saligna, 414 nucleotides long. The record is from the annotation of a GenBank genome assembly. Lineage: Eukaryota; Viridiplantae; Streptophyta; Magnoliopsida; Asterales; Asteraceae.
AUGGCCCUACAUGGUCACUAUCAGGGUAAGUUGUGCCAUCGGGAGAUUGAUCUUUUAGAGGCUCUUCCUCAUCCCGUGUCUGAAAAGCGCAUGCGAGAGCUUGUUGGAUUGCCCUCGGUAGAAAGGGGAAAUUCUGGCUCUAGUGGACCUGCUUCGCCUUCCCAGCCAGCUGUUGGGGUAGUUUCCCUAAUUCGUUCACCGGUUCUAGCUUUUUCUAGUUUGCAUGCGAGAGUACAGGCGGAAAAAGAUGAGGAAAAUAAAUCCGAUGAUGCGGGUCUCCAUCCUCGUAAGGUGCGUAGGACUGUAUCUGUGGCCAGGCUCCUUAGUGGUAUCGAGGGUGUUCUUGGUGGGGUGUACUGGGCUCACCUGGAAGAUCUUUCCAGCCGGGGAAGCCUUCCCCGGUUGGCGAACUAG